AUGCGCUUGAUUUUCGUCGCGGUUGUGGCCGCUCUCUUGGCCCUCGCAGCGGCCCAAUCCCAAUCCCAAACGGUUACGGCGGUGGCUACCCCGGAUAUUAAGCCCCAGCCGUGUUGUGAAAGUGUUCGACAAACUUUAAUAGACAUCCGAAAGGAUAUCCGUCUGUGGCUGCUGGAUAGGCUCUUCGGAAAGCUAAUCCUACUUCAUGACGGCGAAUUGCUCGGAAAUCCAAAUUACGUGAACUGUGCCAACGGAAAAAAGAAUCUUGAAAUAUCAAAUGAAAGUUCUAAUAUCUUCGACGAAAUAUAUGGUCAAUCCAUUGAUGGCCAGACAACUUCUGAUGAUAUUAACGAUGAUGGAGUGUCUAGCCAGCCCUCAUCCUCAACUACAACUACUACAACAACCUCAAAUGAGGGUCAGUCUUCCGAACCCGUUGUAGAAAGCACUUCGGGAAGCUCCUCCAACGAAAAUGGCAGCUCAAGCCAGUCUUCGUCCACGACUACGACUACCACGACAACUUCUGCUGAUGAGGGACAAGCUAGCACUGUUCCUGCUGUUGAGAUCACUGAGGGAAGCUCCUCCAAUGAUAAUGGCAGCUCAAGCCAGUCUUCGUCCACGAUUACGACUACCACGACCACUUCUACAGAUGAGGGACAAUCUAGCACCUCUUCCGACCCGGUCGUCGAAGUGACUUCGGGAAGCUCCUCCACCGAUAAUGGCAGCUCAAGCCAGUCUUCGUCCACGACUACGACUACCACGACCACUUCUACAGAUGAGGGACAAUCUAGCACUGGUCCUGCUGUUGAGAUCACUGAGGGAAGCUCCUCCAAUGAUAAUGGCAGCUCAAGCCAGUCUUCGUCCACGACUACGACUACCACAACAACUUCUGCUGAUGAGGGACAAUCUAGCACUGUUCCUGCUGUUGAGAUCUCUCAGGGAAGCUCCUCAAACGAUAAUGGCAGCUCAAGCCAGUCUUCGUCCACGACAACGACCACCACGACCACUUCUACAGAUGAGGGACAAUCUAGCACCUCUUCCGACCCGGUCGUCGAAGUGACUUCGGGAAGCUCCUCCACCGAUAAUGGCAGCUCAAGCCAGUCUUCGUCCACGACUACGACUACCUCGACAACUUCUACAGGUGAGGGACUAUCUAGCACUGUUCCUGCUGUUGAGAUCGCUGAGGGAAGCUCCACCAACGAUAAUGGCAGCUCAAGCCAGUCUUCGUCCACGACUACGACCACCACGACAACUUCUGCAGAUGAGGGACAAUCUAGCACCUCUUCCGACCCGGUCGUCGAAGUGACUUCGGGAAGCUCCUCCACCGAAAAUGGCAGCUCAAGCCAGUCUUCGUCCACGACUACGACUACCACGACAACUUCUACAGAUGAGGGACAAUCUAGCACUGGUGAGGGACUAUCUAGCACUGUUCCUGCUGUUGAGAUCGCUGAGGGAAGCUCCUCAAACGAUAAUGGCAGCUCAAGCCAGUCUUCGUCCACGACAACGACCACCACGACCACUUCUACAGAUGAGGGACAAUCUAGCACCUCUUCCGACCCGGUCGUCGAAGUGACUUCGGGAAGCUCCUCCACCGAUAAUGGCAGCUUAAGCCAGUCUUCGUCCACGACUACGACUACCACGACAACUUCUGCUGAUGAGGGACUAUCUAGCACUGUUCCUGCUGUUGAGAUCUCUCAGGGAAGCUCCUCAAACGAUAAUGGCAGCUCAAGCCAGUCUUCGUCCACGACUACGACUACCACGACAACUUCUUCAGAUCAGGGACAAUAUAUCACCUCUUCCGACCCGGUCGUCGAAGUGACUUCGGGAAGCUCCUCCACCGAUAAUGGCAGCUUAAGCCAGUCUUCGUCCACGACUACGACUACCUCGACAACUUCUACAGAUGAGGGACAAUCUAGCACUAUUCCUGCUGUUGAGAUCGCUGAGGGAAGCUCGACCAACGAUAAUGGCAGCUCAAGCCAGUCUUCGUCCACGACUACGACUACCACGACAACUUCUACAGAUGAGGGACAAUCUAGCACUGUUCCUGCUGUUGAGAUCGCUGAGGGAAGCUCCACCAACGAUAAUGGCAGCUCAAGCCAGUCUUCGUCCACGACUACGACUACCUCGACAACUUCUACAGAUGAGGGACAAUCUAGCACUGUUCCUGCUGUUGAGAUCGCUGAGGGAAGCUCCACCAACGAUAAUGGCAGCUCAAGCCAGUCUUCGUCCACGACUACGACUACCACGACAACUUCUUCAGAUCAGGGACAAUCUAGCACCUCUUCCGACCCGGUCGUCGAAGUGACUUCGGGAAGCUCCUCCACCGAUAAUGGCAGCUCAAGCCAGUCUUCGUCUACGACUACGACUACCACGACCACUUCUACAGAUGAGGGACAAUCUAGCACUGUUCCUGCUGUUGAGAUCGCUGAGGGAAGCUCCACCAACGAUAAUGGCAGCUCAAGCCAGUCUUCGUCCACGACUACGACUACCACGACAACUUCUUCAGAUCAGGGACAAUCUAGCACCUCUUCCGACCCGGUCGUCGAAGUGACUUCGGGAAGCUCCUCCACCGAUAAUGGCAGCUCAAGCCAGUCUUCGUCCACGACUACGACUACCACGACCACUUCUACAGAUGAGGGACAAUCUAGCACUGUUCCUGCUGUUGAAAUCACUGAGGGAAGCUCCUCCAACGAUAAUGGCAGCUCAAGCCAGUCUUCGUCCACGACUACGACUACCUCGACAACUUCUACAGAUGAGGGACAAUCUAGCACUGUUCCUGCUGUUGAGAUCGCUGAGGGAAGCUCCACCAACGAUAAUGGCAGCUCAAGCCAGUCUUCGUCCACGACUACGACUACCUCGACAACUUCUACAGAUGAGGGACAAUCUAGCACUGUUCCUGCUGUUGAGAUCACUGAGGGAAGCUCCUCAAACGAUAAUGGCAGCUCAAGCCAGUCUUCGUCCACGACUACGACUACCUCGACCACUUCUACAGAUGAGGGACAAUCUAGCACUGUUCCUGCUGUUGAGAUCGCUGAGGGAAGCUCCACCAACGAUAAUGGCAGCUCAAGCCAGUCUUCGUCCACGACUACGACUACCUCGACCACUUCUACAGAUGAGGGACAAUCUAGCACUGUUCCUGCUGUUGAAAUCACUGAGGGAAGCUCCUCCAACGAUAAUGGCAGCUCAAGCCAGUCUUCGUCCACGACUACGACUACCUCGACAACUUCUACAGAUGAGGGACAAUCUAGCACUGUUCCUGCUGUUGAGAUCGCUGAGGGAAGCUCCACCAACGAUAAUGGCAGCUCAAGCCAGUCUUCGUCCACGACUACGACUACCUCGACAACUUCUACAGAUGAGGGACAAUCUAGCACUGGACAAUCUAGCACUGUUCCUGCUGUUGAGAUCGCUGAGGGAAGCUCCACCAACGAUAAUGGCAGCUCAAGCCAGUCUUCGUCCACGACUACGACUACCACGACAACUUCUUCAGAUCAGGGACAAUCUAGCACCUCUUCCGACCCGGUCGUCGAAGUGACUUCGGGAAGCUCCUCCACCGAUAAUGGCAGCUCAAGCCAGUCUUCGUCCACGACUACGACUACCACGACCACUUCUACAGAUGAGGGACAAUCUAGCACUGUUCCUGCUGUUGAAAUCACUGAGGGAAGCUCCUCCAACGAUAAUGGCAGCUCAAGCCAGUCUUCGUCCACGACUACGACUACCUCGACAACUUCUACAGAUGAGGGACAAUCUAGCACUGUUCCUGCUGUUGAGAUCGCUGAGGGAAGCUCCACCAACGAUAAUGGCAGCUCAAGCCAGUCUUCGUCCACGACUACGACCACCACGACAACUUCUACAGAUCAGGGACAAUCUAGCACUGUUCCUGCUGUUGAGAUCACUGAGGGAAGCUCCUCAAACGAUAAUGGCAGCUCAAGCCAGUCUUCGUCCACGACUACGACUACCACGACCACUUCUACAGAUGAGGGACAAUCUAGCACUGUUCCUGAUGUUGAAAUCACUGAGGGAAGCUCCUCCAACGAUAAUGGCAGCUCAAGCCAGUCUUCGUCCACGACUACGACUACCUCGACAACUUCUACAGAUGAGGGACAAUCUAGCACCUCUUCCGACCCGGUCGUCGAAGUGACUUCGGGAAGCUCCUCCACCGAUAAUGGCAGCUCAAGCCAGUCUUCGUCUACGACUACGACUACCACGACAACUUCUGCAGAUGAGGGACAAUCUAGCACUGUUCCUGCUGUUGAGAUCACUGAGGGAAGCUCCUCAAACGAUAAUGGCAGCUCAAGCCAGUCUUCGUCCAUGACUACGACUACCUCGACAACUUCUACAGAUGAGGGACAAUCUAGCACUGUUCCUGCUGUUGAGAUCACUGAGGGAAGCUCCUCAAACGAUAAUGGCAGCUCAAGCCAGUCUUCGUCCACGACUACGACUACCUCGACCACUUCUACAGAUGAGGGACAAUCUAGCACUGUUCCUGCUGUUGAGAUCGCUGAGGGAAGCUCCACCAACGAUAAUGGCAGCUCAAGCCAGUCUUCGUCCACGACUACGACUACCUCGACAACUUCUACAGAUGAGGGACAAUCUAGCACUGUUCCUGCUGUUGAGAUCGCUGAGGGAAGCUCCACCAACGAUAAUGGCAGCUCAAGCCAGUCUUCGUCCACGACUACGACCACCACGACAACUUCUGCAGAUGAGGGACAAUCUAGCACCUCUUCCGACCCGGUCGUCGAAGUGACUUCGGGAAGCUCCUCAAACGAUAAUGGCAGCUCAAGCCAGUCUUCGUCCACAACUACGACCACCACGACAACUUCUGCAGAUGAGGGACAAUCUAGCACUGUUCCUGCUGUUGAGAUCACUGAGGGAAGCUCCUCAAACGAUAAUGGCAGCUCAAGCCAGUCUUCGUCCACGACUACGACUACCACGACAACUUCUACAGAUGAGGGACAAUCUAGCACUGUUCCUGCUGUUGAGAUCACUGAGGGAAGCUCCUCCACCGAUAAUGGCAGCUCAAGCCAGUCUUCGUCUACGACUACGACUACCACAACAACUUCUGCAGAUGAGGGACAAUCUAGCACUGUUCCUGCUGUUGAGAUCACUGAGGGAAGCUCCUCAAACGAUAAUGGCAGCUCAAGCCAGUCUUCGUCCACGACUACGACUACCACGACAACUUCUACAGAUGAGGGACAAUCUAGCACUGUUCCUGCUGUUGAGAUCACUGAGGGAAGCUCCUCCACCGAUAAUGGCAGCUCAAGCCAGUCUUCGUCUACGACUACGACUACCACAACAACUUCUGCAGAUGAGGGACAAUCUAGCACUGUUCCUGCUGUUGAGAUCACUGAGGGAAGCUCCUCAAACGAUAAUGGCAGCUCAAGCCAGUCUUCGUCCACGACUACGACUACCACGACCACUUCUACAGAUGAGGGACAAUCUAGCACUGUUCCUGCUGUUGAAAUCACUGAGGGAAGCUCCUCCAACGAUAAUGGCAGCUCAAGCCAGUCUUCGUCCACGACUACGACUACCUCGACAACUUCUACAGAUGAGGGACAAUCUAGCACCUCUUCCGACCCGGUCGUCGAAGUGACUUCGGGAAGCUCCUCCACCGAUAAUGGCAGCUCAAGCCAGUCUUCGUCCACGACUACGACCACCACGACAACUUCUGCAGAUGAGGGACAAUCUAGCACCUCUUCCGACCCGGUCGUCGAAGUGACUUCGGGAAGCUCCUCCACCGAUAAUGGCAGCUCAAGCCAGUCUUCGUCCACAACUACGACCACCACGACAACUUCUGCAGAUGAGGGACAAUCUAGCACUGUUCCUGCUGUUGAGAACACUGAGGGAAGCUCCUCAAACGAUAAUGGCAGCUCAAGCCAGUCUUCGUCUACGACUACGACUACCACAACAACUUCUGCAGAUGAGGGACAAUCUAGCACUGUUCCUGCUGUUGAGAUCACUGAGGGAAGCUCCUCAAACGAUAAUGGCAGCUCAAGCCAGUCUUCGUCCACGACUACGACUACCACGACAACUUCUACAGAUGAGGGACAAUCUAGCACUGUUCCUGCUGUUGAGAUCACUGAGGGAAGCUCCUCCACCGAUAAUGGCAGCUCAAGCCAGUCUUCGUCUACGACUACGACUACCACAACAACUUCUGCAGAUGAGGGACAAUCUAGCACUGUUCCUGCUGUUGAGAUCACUGAGGGAAGCUCCUCAAACGAUAAUGGCAGCUCAAGCCAGUCUUCGUCCACGACUACGACUACCACGACCACUUCUACAGAUGAGGGACAAUCUAGCACUGUUCCUGCUGUUGAAAUCACUGAGGGAAGCUCCUCCAACGAUAAUGGCAGCUCAAGCCAGUCUUCGUCCACGACUACGACUACCACGACCACUUCUACAGAUGAGGGACAAUCUAGCACUGUUCCUGCUGUUGAAAUCACUGAGGGAAGCUCCUCCAACGAUAAUGGCAGCUCAAGCCAGUCUUCGUCCACGACUACGACUACCUCGACAACUUCUACAGAUGAGGGACAAUCUAGCACCUCUUCCGACCCGGUCGUCGAAGUGACUUCGGGAAGCUCCUCCACCGAUAAUGGCAGCACAAGCCAGUCUUCGUCUACGACUACGACUACCACGACCACUACUACAGAUGAGGGACAAUCUAGCACUGUUCCUGCUGUUGAGAUCACUGAGGGAAGCUCCUCCAACGAUAAUGGCAGCUCAAGCCAGUCUUCGUCCACGACUACGACUACCUCGACAACUUCUACAGAUGAGGGACAAUCUAGCACUGUUCCUGCUGUUGAGAUCGCUGAGGGAAGCUCCACCAACGAUAAUGGCAGCUCAAGCCAGUCUUCGUCCACGACUACGACUACCUCGACAACUUCUACAGAUGAGGGACAAUCUAGCACUGUUCCUGCUGUUGAGAUCGCUGAGGGAAGCUCCACCAACGAUAAUGGCAGCUCAAGCCAGUCUUCGUCCACGACUUCGACUACCACGACAACUUCUACAGAUGAGGGACAAUCUAGCACUGUUCCUGCUGUUGAGAUCGCUGAGGGAAGCUCCACCAACGAUAAUGGCAGCUCAAGCCAGUCUUCGUCCACGACUACGACCAGCACGACAACUUCUGCAAAUGAGGGACAAUCUAGCACCUCUUCCAACCCGGUCGUCGAAGUGACUUCGGGAAGCUCCUCCACCGAUAAUGGCAGCUCAAGCCAGUCUUCGUCUACGACUACGACUACCACGACAACUUCUGCAGAUGAGGGACAAUCUAGCACUGUUCCUGCUGUUGAGAUCACUGAGGGAAGCUCCUCCAACGAUAAUGGCAGCUCAAGCCAGUCUUCGUCCACGACUACGACUACCACGACCACUUCUACAGAUGAGGGACAAUCUAGCACUGUUCCUGUUGCAGAAGUCAGUCAAGGAAGCUCCUCCAAAGGCGGUAAAUCUAGGUGGUCAUCUACCAAAACAACUAAGACAUAUUCUUCAAAGACCUCAAAGACUCCCAAGAAAAGUGGAAAGUCUCGCAGAACUAGGACCACAACUGUGACAUCCAGCUCGGACAACAAUCAAUCAGGAGCAUCAUCCCAGGAUAGUUCCACACACAAAGGUGCCAAUUCCAGCCAAUCUUCAACGACAACUACAACCACGACGAGCGGAAGUAAUCAGUCAAGCAGCUCAUCUGUGCCACCUGUUGAUGUUACAACAGGUGUUGAUGUUACAACAGGUGUUAAAAUUGGAAAAUCUGGCUGGAAAUCUACAAAAACAACGAAGACCUAUUCGUCAAAGACCUCAAAGGUUCCCAAGUCAAGUGGAAAGUCUAGCUCUCACAAAACUACGACCACAACUGUGACAUCCAGCUCGGACAACAGUCAAUCAGGAGCGUCAUCCUCUCCUAUUGUGGAAGUUUCCCAAGAAAGUUCCGCAGACGAAGGUGUAAACUCCAGCCAAUCUUCAACGACAACUACAACCACGUCGACGAGCGGAAGUAAUCAGGGAAGCAGCUCAUCUGUGCCACCUGUUGAUGUCACCGCCGGUGUUAAAAUUGGAAAAUCUGGCUGGAAAUCUACAAAAACAACUAAGACCUAUUCGUCAAAGACCUCAAAGGUUCCCAAGUCAAGUGGAAAGUCUAGCUCUAGCAAAACUACAACAACAACUGUGACAUCCAGCUCGGACAACAGUCAAUCAGGAGCAUCAUCCUCUCCUAUUGUGGAAGUUUCCCAAGAAAGUUCCGCAGACGAAGGUGUAAACUCCAGCCAAUCUUCAACGACAACUACAACCACGUCGACGAGCGGAAGUAAUCAGUCAAGCAGCUCAUCUGUGCCACCUGUUGAUGUUACAACAGGUGUUAAAAUUGGAAAAUCUGGCUGGAAAUCUACGAAAACAACUAAGACCUAUUCGUCAAAGACCUCAAAGGUUCCCAAGUCAAGUGGAAAGUCUAGCUCUAGCAAAACUACGACCACAACUGUGACAUCCAGCUCGGACAACAGUCAAUCAGGAGCAUCAUCCUCUCCUAUUGUGAAAGUUUCCCAAGAAAGUUCCGCAGACGAAGGUGUAAACUCCAGCCAAUCUUCAACGACUACUACAACCACGUCGACGAGCGGAAGUAAUCAGGGAAGCAGCUCAUCUGUGCCACCUGUUGAUGUCACCGCCGGUGUUAAAAUUGGAAAAUCUGGCUGGAAAUCUACAAAAACAACUAAGACCUAUUCGUCAAAGACCUCAAAGGUUCCCAAGUCAAGUGGAAAGUCUAGCUCUAGCAAAACUACGACCACAACUGUGACAUCCAGCUCGGACAACAGUCAAUCAGGAGCAUCAUCCUCUCCUAUUGUGAAAGUUUCCCAAGAAAGUUCCGCAGACGAAGGUGCCAACUCCAGCCACUCUUCAACGACAACUACAACCACGACGAGCGGAAGUAAUAAGGGAAGCAGCUCAUCUUUGCCUAUAGUUGCCGUCACCACAGGUGUUAAUGGAGGAAAAUCCAGUUCGACAAUUACUAAGAUUACCAAGACCUACUCUUCGAAGACCUCAAAGAUUCCCAACUCUGGGUCUAGCAAAACUACGACCACAACUGUGACAUCCAGCUCGGACAACAGUCAAUCAGGAGCAUCAUCCUCUCCUAUUGUGAAAGUGUCUCUGGGAAGCUCCUCAGACGAAAGUGCAAAUUCCAGUAAAUCUUCAACGACAACUACAACCACGUCCACGAGCGGAAGUAAUCAGGGAAGCAGCUCAUCUGUGCCUAUAGUUGACGUCACCGCAGGUGUUAAUGGCGGAAAAUCCAGCUCGACAAUUACUAAGACAACAAAGACCUUCUCCUCAAAGUCAUCUAGUCUUCCUGAAUCGAGUGGAAAGACAAGCAAAACUGUGACCACAAUUACAACGUCCAAGUCUUCUUCGGCGCCCAAGACAGAGACCAACUACUCGUGGUCAACUACAUCAAAGAAAUUGUCCGAUCCCCUCAACACAAUUUCUUGGACAAGCCGCUCGAGCAGCCAGCCUUCCACUGGGGAAACCACCUCUGUGAAUAGCGAAGAUUCAUCAAACUCUUGGUCAAAGCUGAUUAAACGAAGCACUGCGGGCAUUUCAUCAGACGAUCACAGCAACGGUUUUGUUGUAGGUCCAGGAGGAUCUCGUGGCGUCCAAUCGUGGUCUCAGCGCUCAGGAUUCUCCAGUGAUGCCUCCGGUGUCCAAGGAUCUCCCGACAUUCGUUUCAGAUAUGCCAGAGGUCAGAAUAGUCACGAUGGACAGUCGCAGGACUCGCAAUCGUGGACCAGGAGCUCCACAGGAGAGAGUGACAGCACGGAUGGCGCAGAAGUAUCCGUAGACGGCCAGAAUGUGGAUGAUUCGGAGGGCAGCGACGGUUCGAUGCAAGGUGGCUCCGUUCGCGGUUCCGGACAAUAUCCCUACUGGUGGGGUAACCAACGUUGGGUGGGCGUCGGAGCCCAGCCCAACUGGCGCUAUGGAUGGCGUCCAUACAGGGCCGGUUGGGGAAGAUGGAGCAAUCAAUAUUAA
Molecule: messenger RNA, 9996 nt
Organism: Drosophila kikkawai
Lineage: Eukaryota; Metazoa; Arthropoda; Insecta; Diptera; Drosophilidae
Gene: Muc68Ca
Product: Mucin 68Ca
Source: RefSeq, a predicted model, not a curated record